AGUGAUGGAGAGGGAACGCUCACUUUCCGGCUGCGCGAGCGAGGCUGUGGACGAAGUACAGGUGCCGGCGAGGGCCAAGCCAAGAGGGCGCGCCGUGCCUCUUCCUCGCGGAGAUGACGACGAGGAGAAGGACCGAGGCGUUCAUUCCCGCCGAGGAGAGCGACCAGCUGUUGAUUCGGCCCCUGUGAGUGGCUGGGACGGUCUCGCACGGGCUGUUCCGCGCGCCGCAGCGGCCUUCGGCUGACCAACCGCCCUUGCUGCGCGCGUGCGCACUCUCUCGCUCUGCCCCCUCGCGCGCCGAGCUUAAAGGGCUCCCAUGUCCGCCGUUGCAAACCCUCACCGAAAGCAUUUCUCUCAUAUAUAUAGAGGGGGAGGGAGGGAGGAGAAGGAUAUCUUCAAUCCUGGGCUGUGAACCAAUAAUUGCCUAACAGUAUCAUGUUCUGGAUAAAUAAAACCUCUGAGAGUAUCUAUAUUUAUAAAGGUAAAGGGACCCGUCACCAUUAGGUCCAGUUGUGGCCAACUCUGGUGUUGCGGCGCUCAUCUCGCUUUAUUGGCCGAGGGAGCCGGCGUUCAGCUUCCAGGUCAUGUGGCCAGCAUGACUAAGCCGGUUCUGGAGAACCAGAGCAGCGCACGGAAACGCCGAUUACCUUCCCGCCAGAGCGGUACCUAUUUAUCUACUUGCACUUUGACGUGCUUUGGAACUGCUAGGUUGGCAGGAGCAGGGACCGAACAACGGGAGCUCACACCGUCAUGGGGAUUCGAACCGCCGACCUUCUGAUCGGCAAGUCCUAGGCUCUGUGGUUUAACCCACAGCGCCACUAGCAUCCCUAUCUAUAUCUAUAUAUCUGUAUGCAAAUCAGGAAGAUUUUGGGCAUGACAUGGCGGGACAUAUCUCAAACGAAGACAUUCCUAGCAUGUUCGCACUACUGUCUCAACGACGCUGGCUUGGUCGUGUCCACAGAAUAGAAGAUGGCAGGAUCUCCAAGGACAGCGCUCUGCAGUGAGCUGGCUUCAGGCACCAGACCAGCUCUUCAUUACAAAGAUGUCUGCAAGUGAGACAUGAGAAAGGCUGGCAACAUCAACCCUUGCAGAUGACUGCAGUCCCUGGAGACAAGACAGACAAGGUGUGUGUCUACAGCAGCAAUCAGAGGAGGAAGGCAGACAUACAGAGAGAAGAAACGCCAUGGUGCAUCUACAGCAGCAUAACCAAAUGCUUAUAUCUGCCCCAGCUGCAGCAAAACAUUGCUGUCCCAUUUAGUGUAUUGGUCUGUACAGCCACAGCAGGCUCUGUAACUCUCCAGUAGUUUGACUUCACUCUCGAAAGCACACUCCUCCAUUGCCUCCCAAGACAGAUGCCAGCCACAAACAUAUACAGUGGUACCUCGGGUUACAGAUGCUUCAGGUUACAGACUCCGCUAAACCGGAAGUAAUACCUUGGGUUAAGAACUUUGCUUCAGGAUGAGAACAGAAAUCGUGCGGUGGCAGCAGGAGGCCCCAUUAGCUAAAGUGGUACCUCAGAUUAAGAACAGUUUCAGGUUAAGAAUGGACCUUCAGAACGAAUUAAGUUCUUAACCCAAGGUACCACUGUACAUACUUAAUCAUUCACACACACACACACACAGGUUUUAUUUAUCCCAAACAUGAUGUCGUUAAGCAAUUAUUGAUUCACAGUCCAGGGUUCAAGCUUCAUGGGGGAUCAUGGUUAGAGUCAGGAGAUGGUCCCUUGAUUGUUUAGAUUGUCUCUGGUUUUGAAUGAGAUACUCUGUCAAGCCUUGGAUAGGUGACAGAUGUGUUAAGUGGAUGAGGGAGCACUUUUAGAGAUGGCAGAGAGCUAUAAGUUGGUUGAUAGCCCACACUGAGAGUGCAGGAACUCUAUGGGGAUCUGAGUGGGGUAACUGGCCUUCUCUCUAGUAGCAGUUGCCUGCCUUGUGUCUCCAGUUAUUGUCAGCUUGCAUUUUUGUAAAUAAAGACAAUAAUACAAAGUCUGUCAGCUUCCAGUGGUCUCUUGGAGGAUGUAAACUCAGUGCUAGUGGAAUUUCUCCCCCAUUCAUGGAUUCUGCAUUUAUGUCUUCAGGCAAAUGCUUCAUGAGACAAGGUGUCAAUAGGAAUUUUUGUUUUCUUUCAUUCAUAGCAAUGAGAAUCCUUUCAGGCUGUCAGGUAUUAUUUUGGAAGCCUGUCGUCAGAAAUGUUGUGGAGAUGGCAGAGCAAAAUGCUGAGUCACAUGCCGCUGCUAUGUUUUCCUGUUAUGUUUGGGCAUGAGACAUGCCCCCACAAGUCCAGUCUCCCCCCCCCCCCACUGCAGGGCUAUGUGUACAGUAUCUCUCAUCUUAUUAAUUGCUGAGUCACCACCAUUCUGUGGGCUUGGUAGAUCUAGUGAUUCAUUUCCCAGUAGAUCCUUCCUCCCUAAGAUGUUAGGAAGUAGGCUAGUAUACUUUUAUUGGUAAGUUGCUACAAUAACUGUUGCUCCUUAGUCUGAAACAGCCUGAAAUGUUUUCAAAGCACUCUGUUGAUAGAACCAGUUUAUACAUUACUACAUAGAAUCUACUCUAAACCUUACACUGCAAGGAUCACAUUUACUCUAAGAAGUCAAGCAGCCUUUCUUUUCUCACCAACUUUCUGAUUUAUCCUUAUAUGCCUCAGCAGCUUGUACAAUUUUUGGCCAUUAUUGUAGAAACUUUCAUUCUAGCUGGCUAAGCUAAAUGGAUGAAGCAUCAUUGAUUUCAUGACAGGAUUACCUUAUCUUUUGUCUAGACAAGGCCUUAGCUUCAACAGCUCAUUGGAAGCUCAUGCUUAAUUUUUAAUCCAUCAUCUCCCUUAAUCAUUUCUCUUUCACUGUUUUCCAACAAGGAGCCCUUUAUCUUUUAAGGGUGACCUACAAUCCUUGUUUCUAGACAUAUGACCUUUCAUUCAACUGUAUUAAUUUAAUGUCUGAAUGAGCCUGUUUCACUGUGAUCCUGGAUUUGUUUAAUCAUCUCUGCUACUUUAUUUAGUUACACCAUAGACAUGCAUGAAGCUAGAAUAAAAAUUGUGACUUGUUUACUUUAAAUACCACAUUCUGUAGCUGGCUUCUAAGUAACCAUUUUCCAAGUUGCCUGGAUAUGCUGCAGGCAACCAGGCAGGAAACCCAUUGUAAAUUGGAGGUGUGUUGGUUCUUUUGCUUUAGGACUCAGCAGAAGCCAAAAAUGACUAGGCUUAGUGUGUAUGGACAGGUGUCCUUGUGAAAUUUGUUUUAGACUAGCUGACCCCUGUAGCCAUAUUUGCAACUCUGUUUUGUUCCGUAUUACAUUCUGCAAAAUCUCUAGAAAUCUGAGGAGCAGGAAAUGCAAGUCAUUUCUCCCAAAUUGUCUUGAAUCUGAUGAGCUAUGGAAGGAAUAAUUGUUGAGUUGAUUUAAAUGAUCAACUACGUCUCUUACUAUAAUUGAGUUCAUUACAGAGUGUGGUAUGCCUUUAUAUCCAAAUGUGCACUUACAUAACUAGGGCUGCAAUCUUCACUUAUCUCGGAGUUACCUCCACUGAGUUCAAUAGGAUUUAUUCUAGUUAGGACUGUGCUGUUGUAAAGCACGGCUUUCAAGAGGUUUCAGUUCACAUUUCACAUUAUUGCCUAUUUUGGUUCCUCUCUUUGAAAAUGGGUGCAGAUGUUGAACUGGGUUCCUAGUUGAAAUUCACAAUAUGAAUGAACCUGGGCAAGUCUUGGACUUGCAGGCUCUCUCAUCUUAGUUGUGAGGAGGUGAUCAGAAUCUUUUGCUUCAAUUGUUAACUAACUGUUUUUAAUGUUAUGCCUAACCAUGUAUAAGCUGUGGUUAGUCUUGUAUACAUUUUACUCAGAAGUUAUUUCAAAAUGUGGUCUAAAUAGUAGGCUCGAUUGAAGGAACAAGAUUGGCUGCAGUUUAGGGUUCAGAUGUAUUGUUAAAAACAAACAUGAAAGCUUCCAUUCUCCUUGGGGAGCACAUGAGCCCGAGGCUUGCCCAGGGCUGUUCACAUAAUGCUAAACCAUUGUUUAGCAUUACAUCCAAAUCAGGCCAUGGAAUUAAACCAAAGACAUCACUUUGCUUGGACAGUUACAUAUAGUUGUUUUUAUAUCAGUGGGUUGUUGAUUGUUUUUUGUAAUUUGUCACAACUUUCUUUUCACAGAGGUGCAGGGCAGGAAGUAGGAAGAUCAUGCAUUAUUCUGGAAUUUAAAGGAAGGAAGAUAAUGGUAAUCAUUGACCUAAGUUAUUUAUUAACGUUUUGUCACAGUAGACACAUCUUUGACAGUAAAUAUUCAAAGCAUUCUACCACUGCAAACCUCUGAAGGAUUGCCUUCUUUCAUAUGAGCCUCUUCUGGCUCUCUCCUUGUAUUGUUUCACACACACAGCCCACACAAACACUAUCUGAACUUUGAUGAGUUGGGAUGGACAUGGGACAUUUUCAUUUUCAGUGUCCAGACUGAGGAAAGCCCUCCCCAGAAGUUUUGUAGGGCUACCACAUUGCUCACUUUUCAGCAGUGGCAUAACGUUGGUUGCCAACACCUGGGGCAGGCAUGUGCCGGGCGGGGGUUGCCAAGCUAGCCCUCACCUCCGCCACUGUCCAAGUGACAGUGCAGGGAUGCAUUGAGCUGACAUGGAAACUUUCCAGAGUUGUGUUCCUUUUAUGGAGCAUUGCCAACAGUGCUGGUCACUCCCCCACCCAUUUCCUUCAAAUGAGAGGAGAAACAUUUGGGUUACACCUAAGAUCACAUGCUUUUAAAUAUUUGAAAUAUCAAGAUGCAACAUAAACUUUACUGUUUUGAUGUAAAAGAGCAAUCAUCAGUGUAUAAGUAUGUGUUAAUACCAUAUACUAGUUGUUUGUAGAAAUACAAUUAUUGGUCAUCUUUUUUUUUAGCUUGAUUGUGGAAUCCACCCUGGUCUAGAAGGAAUGGAUGCACUUCCAUAUAUCGAUCUGAUAGACCCAGCUGAGAUUGAUCUCCUCUUGAUUAGUCAGUAAGUGAUGUGUUGCUCAAUGCUGAAGGCUGAGGGGGAUUUUGUGUUUUUAUUUUAAAAUGCUGAGACUCUGUAACAGAUUUGUUAAGCUUUGCUGAUGUUGAAGUGUUAAGUGUUAACUAUUUUGUUACUUGAUCUUUUGUUGAAACAAAAAUGAUCUAGCUGCAUGCCAUGGUAGAUUCUGAAAUCUGAUCUUGCCUCUUUCAGUUUCCAUUUGGAUCACUGUGGGGCAUUGCCAUGGUUUCUGCAGAAGACAAGUUUUAAAGGGAGGACCUUCAUGACCCAUGCUACAAAAGCAAUUUAUAGGUGGCUUCUGUCAGAUUACGUCAAAGUUAGGUGAGUUCAUCCUCAUACUUGUGGGAUAAAACUUUUGUGAAAUGAUACCGUAAUUUGAACAAUGGAUGUGUAAUAUUUUUGCCUGUUGCAUUGUUGCCCUGUAAUCUCAAGGGCACUUUGUGGCGACCGUCUUCUGAGUCCGGCACAAUCUUAUCUUCAAAAACUGGGGAACAGGAUGACAUUUUGCCUUACUAUUUUAUACAGCAAUAUAUCAGCAGAUGACAUGCUGUAUACGGAGACGGACUUGGAAGAAAGCAUGGACAAAAUAGAAACUAUCAACUUCCAUGAAGUGAAAGAGGUGGCGGGAAUCAAGUUCUGGUGUUACCACGCAGGCCACGUUCUGGGAGCAGCCAUGUUUAUGAUUGAAAUAGCUGGAGUGAAGGUAUUUCCUUAGCUCACUAGAUAAUCCAAGUAGGCUUGUUAUCAGUGGGCCUUUAUUUAUAUUAAUUUACCGCUUCAGUGUGUUUUGUGGGUAUAGGAUUUAUUCACCAUCACAUUUCUAUUAAACCUGUCACAUUAAAGCUCCAUGGUGUAAGUCAGAGGUAGGGAACCUUGGAACUGCACCCCUCCAGUCCUCUCUGCCUGGCCCUUGAGACUCAUUUGGCCACACACCCAGCCCUCACUGACCCUUUUCCAUGGCUUCAUUGAGUGCUUUAGCUUGGGGGGAAUGUGUGAUAAUACCUCUUGCUGGCUGAAAAUUUGAUAAUGCCCCUUGCUUGCCUGGAUAGAGGGUGAAGAAGCUUUCAUGUGUUCAUGUGUGUUUAUUCUAAAUGUGUGUGCACCUGUACAACUGGAAUGUAGUCUAUGUCAGAUCCAUUAUGAAGGACUUAGUUUUUGGAAAUGGGUAUUUUCAGUUCUUCCCAAGGACCUAUUAAUCCACACAAUAGCAGGUUUAAACACUGCUAGCUUUUAUUAUUGCAGGAUAGAAAGAUUAGCACAUACUCAGGCUCUCAGCAGAAGUAAUUUUAGCAUCAGAAGUAGUGAUAACAGCAGAAUAAGUUCCGCUUUCGCAUCUCAUUCAUUUACAACCUAUAGAAACAUUACAUCCAACUUACGUCACCCAGCUUAAGCAAAGUAGAUACUACCAGGCCAAUGUGAAGUCAAUCCUUAGGGAUUCCUUUAAUUCCAGUGAGCAUAUCCUAGAUUUCUAUGGUUGUUCCACCCACCUUUUGCCUCUGCCUCUGCCCACCACUGGAGUGUGGCCCGUUGAAGUUUGCUCACAAGGGAAUUGCAGCCCUUGGCUAAAAAAAGGUUCUUCACCCCUGGUAUAAGCUAUUGUUAUUGGAAGUUAAGGGUUAUCCAUCUGUAGUGCUCAAGUAGUAUGCAUGAAAUUUCAACUUCCCAUCAUAUUUUGUGAUACAGGCUUCCCCUUAAGCACUUACUGCUUGGUCCAUGAAGGACUAUGGAUGAACCAAUAGACAUUGACCUAACUGUUAAUUUUUUUUUACAAUGGUUUAUAUUAGUUUUUCUGUCUAAUUACAGUGUACAUUGUUUCUUUGUCAAAGCUUUUAUACACAGGUGACUUCUCAAGACAAGAAGAUAGGCACUUGAUGGCAGCUGAGAUUCCCAAUAUUAAACCAGAUAUUCUUAUAAUUGUAAGCUUCUCCUAUAAUAAUUUGAAGUGAAAACUCGAAUAACAUAGAAAGUGUUCACACUCCUUCUAACUAAGGCACCUCUAUUUAACACACUCUGGAAGUGGGCAAAUAGUGCCGUGCACUUUAAAAAAAGGAGUGCUCUUUGGUAAUUUUAUAAAGUAUGAUCAAAAAGUAAUUUUUGCAAGUUUGAAAAAUAAACCCCUUAAAUGGCAUAUAUGUGUAUUUGUAUGUGUAUAUAUGGGAUGAAUAUGAUUUAAGAAUAUUUUUUGUGGGGGAAAUCAUAGGGCAAAGUUUAUCGUCAUACUACAAUUCAUGAUUAAUCAUACAAAAUAAGUUGUACACUCUUGUCUUAGAAAAUUACAACAAUAUAUCAAAAUUUAGCUUUGGUUUAUUAAAUUCUCAUGCUAGACAUGUUUGAGAUCAGGUAUAGUGCCACAGCCAUGCUGAUCGACACAACUCAUUACAUUUUUGAUGGUUUGAAGAAGCAAUUCCUAUUUUUGUGAGCAGUUGGUCUACAUAUGUUCUGGAGUGUGGGUGGCAGAUCCCGUGGCAGUUUUUAGUAAUCCCAAAUAGGAAUAGUGAGGCUGUGACUAGAUUGUGGCAUAGUCACACUGCCAUUCUGGUCAUGUGUCUCAUCAUUAUUUUUAAUGGUGUGUCUUUUGGCCUUAGGAAUCUACCUAUGGUACACACAUCCAUGAAAAACGUGAGGAGAGGGAGGCGAGAUUCUGCAACACUGUACAUGAUAUUGUAAACAGGGGAGGCAGAGGUCUUAUUCCUGUGUUUGCUUUGGGAAGAGCACAAGAAUUGCUUUUGAUUUUAGGUAUGUACCUGCACAUCACCUCUUUCCAACUUUACAUGUUCAGUGUGUCUGAAAAAACUACAUGUCCAUCUAAAUUAUAUUUACUGUUCUUAGUUUUCAUAAUUUGUUAAAGUUGUGUGUUGUUGUUGUUUUUUAAAAAACCUAGAUGAAUACUGGCAAAAUCAUCCUGAGCUUCAUGAGAUACCUAUAUACUAUGCUUCCUCUCUGGCAAAGAAAUGCAUGGCCGUGUAUCAGACCUAUGUCAAUGCCAUGAAUGAUAAAAUCCGCAAGCAAAUCAACAUCAACAACCCAUUUGUAUUCAAGCACAUUAGUAAUCUGAAGGUCAGUGUGAAUAAAUGAAAUUUUAGUAACGUGAAUGUAUAGAAAGGUUAUGAAGAACAAUAAUUCUGACUUAAAAUUGGGCAUCAAACCCUUUUCAGAAGAAUUCAGUCUACCAGCAACUCUUACCUGGGACUAGCACUAAACAUGCCUCUGAUAAGCAUCCUUCUGGGAUUCAUGUAUAUGGCAUCAUUGCCAGAACCCUGCAGAAAUACUUUGAGCUCACUGAGGAUCCCAUAGGGUCCUUUAUAAAAAUACAUCACUAAAAGACUUUUUGUCCCUGAGAGCAGGGGUAACAGUUAAGGUGGAACACUUUUCUCUGACUUUCAUAAAAUGGAAUAAUAAUUAUUCUUUGUUUACCUAGAGCAUGGAUCAUUUUGAUGACAUAGGCCCAAGUGUUGUAAUGGCUUCCCCCGGUAUGAUGCAGAGUGGUUUAUCCAGAGAGUUAUUUGAGAGCUGGUGUACUGACAAGAGGAAUGGAGUCAUCAUAGCAGGAUACUGUGUGGAAGGAACACUUGCUAAGGUGAGGUAUACUUUGACUACUGGUAUAUGUUAAUACGCAGUGCAGGCAGCUUAAAAUACUUGUUUUACCAGGGAAUCUGGACUGAAUUGGGCUACUAUUUUGGUGUCCCUGUACUUACAAUCUGAUGCAUACUUCAGUUUGUACCUUUUUUAUUCUGAAUGAAAGAAUACCAAAGAAACACUGGUAUGAAAAAUCUCAAAGUUGGAAUCCAGUGAUGGAAUAUAUCCAGAGGAGAUUAGAUAUGUCACGGUGAAUUGCAUUAGAAUAGGAAAAUAGUAAUAUUUUGCUAAAUAGAAAUGUUGUGUGUUUGUUCUGGGAAGGAAUUCUGUAUUGACUGUUUUUUAUACAUGUAUAUAUCUAGUGUAGGGAUGCAGUGGCACUGUGGUCUAAACCACUGAGACUCUUGGGCUUGCCGAUCAGAAGGUCUGCAGUUCAAAACUGCAUGACGGGGUGAGCUCCCGUUGCUCUGUCUCGGCUCCUGCCAACCUAGCAGUUUGAAAGCACAGAUAAAUAGGUACCGCUCCGGUGGGAAUGUAAAUGGUGUUUCCGUGCACUCUGGCUUCCGUCACGGUGUCCCAUUGCGCCAGAAGCGGUUUGGCCAUGCUGGCCACAUGACCUGGAAAGCUGUCUGUGAACAAACACUGGCUCCCUCGGCCUGAAAUUGAGAUGAGCGCCACACCCCAUAGUUGAAUUCAACUGGGCUUAACCGUCCAGGGAUCCUUUACUGCCCUUACCUUUAUAUUUAAUGUGUAUCUUCAUAAUAACAAUUAAAUAUUCUGAAUGAAAUAAUAUAAUGGGUGCAUUUUGUUUAUUGUUGCAGCACAUCAUGUCUGAACCUGAAGAAAUUACAACUAUGUCAGGACAGAAACUCCCGCUGAAGAUGUCUGUGGAUUACAUCUCUUUCUCUGCACACACAGAUUACCAACAAACCAGCGAGUUCAUCCGGGCACUAAAACCUCCCCAUGUGGUUAGUGUUUAUUUUUGUUAUUUUCAAGAAGUACAGUUUUUGUCAAAUCCCAAUGCCAGUUCAACAAAUUCCAUUUUAACUAGCCAGAGGUGAACAGUAAUUCAAAGUUGCAGCACCACUCCUCUUCCACGAUAAACUAUGCUUUUAAGUUUUCUGCCACAUUGGAAACAAAAGUGAUUUUUCUUGAGAGUGCUGCUGUAAACAGUGUGUAAAGCUUGUAGCUUCUGGAAGAAAAUAUGUGACUUACAUGUCUAAAAUGAUUUGGAGGUAAAUCAAGCGAACAUGAAAUGAAAGAAGAUAGAAGAAGAGGCAGGAAAAUAAAGUGGUUGAAAAAGGGAGAGGAGAUGAUGUGGGAAAGGGUCAAAUAACAAUCCAAAGAGCUGUGUGGACUUCAGGGAUUGUCUGACUUCACCCCCCACUGCAGCCCAUAGCAUCCACUCAAAAAAGCUGCUCUGGUUUGUGGGGCUCUCACAGUCAUAUACAGGUGUAGGAUACAGGUGCAUAUUGAUGACACCACCACUCUUCCUCCUCUUCCCUAAGCUGCCACCUUCCUGUCAACGCAUCAGGAGUGCCUAUAUUUUGACAGCUAACAAUGACUUUUUCAUGCAGAUAUUGGUUCAUGGUGAGCAGAAUGAAAUGGCCAGGCUGAAAGCGGCAGUAAUACGUGAAUAUGAGGAUAACGAUGAAGUUCACAUAGAAGUCCACAAUCCUAGAAAUACUGAAGCAGUAACACUAAACUUCAGAGGAGAAAAGCUUGCCAAGGUAAAAGGCUAACGUUUUCUUCAUCACAAUAUGCACAUUUACCUCAUCAUCAAAGGUUAUUUCUUCAAAAAUAUAUCUAAUUCUUGCAAAAGGACAACUCAGUAUAUUGGAUGAUGAACACAGUGCACUGCUCUUAUGUCAUGAAGCAAAGCAUCCUCUUGCCUUUGUUUAGGAAACUUGUUCUUGCUCUCAUCCACAGCCCAUUACAAAUACACUGCUCAGUAUGUUCCAUAAUCUGCUGUUGGAUAUUGCAGGGUUGCAGUUGUUUGAAGCCUUUGAAAUAUAUUAACAGCUUCAAAUAACAUGCAUGUGCACACUCUUUGUCUAUGAACCCACCCAGGGCCACUACUCAGGUUGGGAGAACUAGUAAUUCUGAAAAGGACAAGAAUAGGCCAAUCAUAACAUAGAGAACUAUCACAUGGGAUUAUUGGUGGGCUGUCCAUUCUGAAGUUGAGAAAGAACAUGGCAGCUUGUAAAGGGAGUUUUGUAAUUGAUGGGUACUUUUAAGUCAUGCUUGCUGAUAAAUUCACCUUGAAAUUUUGGUACAUGGUCUAGUACACAGAAUGAGAAGUGAUGCCGUAUCCAGUUGUUCAAAUGGGGAUUGUUUUUCAUCACCACCCAUUUAAAAAUAUCUAUCCUAUUUGCAAUUCCCGUACACUUUCUUACAUAUAGUCUUGGUUUUUCUCUUGUGAUUUCUCUAGGUUAUGGGCUCACUAGCAGAUAAGAAACCAGAACAAGGGCAGCGCGUUUCAGGGAUACUAGUUAAGAGAAAUUUUAACUAUCACAUACUUGCUCCAUGUGACCUCUCCAGUAAGUAAAAGUGAAAACAUUAUCCUUGUUUCAUUGGUUUGGAUCCCUAACUUUCCUUAUGUAAACAGUAUAGAGUUCCUGUUCACGGAAGGGGCUUUUGCAUCUUUCUCCUUUCUACUUCUGUGAAUGUGGGCCCCCAAAAUCUGGAAUUGGUGUGGGACAAUGCAGCUGGUAGGGAGGAGGGAGAUGAAUAAUCAGGCAGAAAUUUACAUGAGCAGAGCUGGAGCAACUUAGGGUAAAAUGUUGUCUUUUUUGCUUUCAUUUUUUUACAGAUUACACUGAUCUGGCUAUGAGCACUGUGACACAAACACAAGCUGUUCCAUACACAGGCUCUUUCAGUCUGCUUUAUUAUCAUCUACAAAAACUAACAGGUGCGUAACUGGAGGAAGCCGCUUGAAGUCUCUCCAAAAUUAUUAUUGGAACUUGCUUGAUGAGAAGAUCAGUAAUGGCCAACAAACUGUUGAAACAACAUCCAGCAUAACCCACUGUGCAGCUGGAAGAGAUUGUUGGGCACAUUUUAGGACCAUUUUGAAUCCAUGAGUUGCAAUAGAUGCACCCAAGUGGUAUGUACAGAGUGUGCCCCAAAAAUAUUUAAGUAGUGAUGCAUUUAUUGUGGUAUUUUAUAUUUUUCAAGGUGACAUAAAAGAAAUAGAAGUCCAGGAUAAGCCAGCUUUGAAGGUUUUUAAAAACAUUACUGUGGUCCAAGAGCCGGGUAUGGUGGUGCUGGAGGUAAGGACAGAAUACAAGUUUCUGUAUAACUGUUGUGAUAACAUACAAGUGGCUUUGAAACAGAGUUGGGCUUCCUGAGGUGAGGGAGUGCUAUAAUCUUAUACCCCCACAUACAAUGUCAGGUAACCAAGCCUUUGAAGUCAGUGGGACAAGGGAGCAAGGCCGAUAAUGAUGAAUGUAGUAGAUUGGCAGACUCAUAACAUAUCCAUUCUAAUAGCCUAGUCGCAACCACUUUGAACUUUAUAGUUAAAGCCAACAUAGUUUCCCUCUUAACCAGAAUUUCAAACCAGCUACAAAACCAAAUAAAUGUAGAAAGCCAAAAACAAAAUUACUUCAAAUGGAAUUCCAACAAUUAAUGUGCUCUUUAAUUAUUCUUUUUCCUCUCAUUCUGCUUUUUCUUCCUCCAGUGGGUAGCAAACCCUGCUAAUGAUAUGUAUGCAGACACUGUAAAAACAGUGAUACUGGAAGUUCAGUCCAAUCCCAAAAUUCAUAAAGGUAUUCCCCCUUUUUAUUUUUAUAUAUAGUAUACUUUUAAUAGUGUGUGUUUCUGUGAAAAGAUGUGAACUAAUUUUAUAUUGGAGAAUACAGUUCUGCCAAGCCCAGGGUCCUGAGACACAAUCCACUGUCUGGCUUCCCAUUACUUUUAGCAGGGCUGAAAUAAACAGAAUUAUAUAAACUCCUCCCUUUAAUAUGAAACUGGAUUUUGAGGCAUGUAUAAUGUAGCAUUAUUAAAGUCAAUUUCAUGUGCAAAUAGGUAUAUUAAAACACAGGGACAUUCUUCUAAAUUAAAUGUCAAUCAUAGAACAUGUUAUUAAUUGGAAUUCUAUAGGUCAAAUAAGGGACGCGGGUGGCGCUGUGGGUUAAACCACAGAGCCUAGGACUUGCCGAUCAGAAGGUCGGCAGUGAGGGGAUGAGCUCCUGUUGCUUGGUCCCUGCUCCUGUCAACCUAGCAGUUUGAAAGCACGUCAGAGUGCAAGUAGAUAAAUAUCUACUGCUCCAGCGGGAAGGUAAACGGCGUUUCUGUGCGCUGCUCUGGUUUGCCAGAAGCGGUUUAGUGAUGUUGGCCACAUGACCCAGAAGCUGUACACCGGCUACCUCGGCCAAUAAAGCGAGAUGAGCGCCGCAACCCCAGAGUCGGCCAUGACUGGACCUAAUGGUCAGGGGUCCCUUUACCUUUUACUAUAGGUCAAAUAUGUUCAGAAUCUAACGUUCUGGGAAAUUAAUCUUCAGAGCAGAAACAUACAGUAAGCCCACAACUUACGCAGGGGUUACAUUCUGGAAAUCAUGCCUAAAUCCAAAAUGGGUUCAGUGGCGAGUGGAAGUACCAAAGUCAUUUUCCCCAGAACCCAGCCCCCUUUAAAAAAAUUUAAAACUUCUGCCGUGCGCAUAAAGCUGAAUGCGCACAAGCUAAAUGCACAUAAAAUGUGGGCUCACAGUAUUAUCUGUAAUGAAAUGGUACUAGAUAAACCUGGUUCCUAAAUGUAUCAGCUGAAGAACUAUUAUUAUUAAAAGUUAUGCUGUUAAUAGUUCUCCUGUAAAUGCCAAUAAGCUGCAACCUCAUUUCAUGUUAAGAAACAGAAGCCUGUAACAUCACAAAGCUCAUUCGGUGUCUUGCUUAGAUACAUAUUUCACACCCACAGGGAGGAGGUGUGUGAGACCUUGUUGGUUCUCUUUCCUCCCCUUUGCCCCUGGAAAAGUGUGGGAGGUGGCACUGGUGACCUCAAAAAGAAGGGAGAAUCUGCAAAAGCCAUCUCCCUCCACCUGCCCUCCCCUGCCCCACUGAUGAGGAGGAUCUCUCCAGUGAAUCAAAAGCCUUCCAUGGACAGAAGGAGCCCUUCAAUUGACAACUGACAGCAAAUUCUGGAUUCAGCCCAUAAAAUGAUUAUACUUGUCUAUAACCUAAUGCAUAUCUAUGAAUCCAAUAGUUACAACAUGAAGUUCAGAUCCAGCUAUUCCCCUCCACACACACCAGCAUGAUCUGAAUUAGCUAAGCACAACUUCAUUUACAUAAUAAUGUACAAGAAACCAUUUAGACUUGUAGGAACUCAGUAGUAUGUGCCAAUAUUUUCCUUGUCGUUUAAUGCCUGUUACAUUAUAGCUACAUAUAUGUAGCCCAGCUACAUUAUAACAAAUGGCAAUUACAAUGGAAUGUAAAAUGUAUGGUUUUUUCCCAGCUGUGGUACAUAAAAUUCCUAAAAAAGAAGAGAUAGAUGCAUAUCACAAGAAGAUGGAGAUUAUGCUUCAGUAAGUUAUAACAUCACAUUAUCCUCUCUUUCCCACAAAAGAUGACUAUCAUAUAUUUUAGUACCUUUGUUAUUGAACAAAAUUAAUUUGGGGGGCUUUCUCAAAAUCUUGUAUUUAGACCAGAGGUUAUACUGAAAGGCCCAACAUUUUUUAAGUGUUAAAAUCCAUUUAAUAGUAUGGAAAUCAUUCUAAAAAGGUUUGAAUGUGGUUCUUUUCUAGAAAUUUGUUUGAAACAGAAAGUUAGAUUCUUAGGCUACAGUUCUAUAGAAAUCAGUGGGGCUUAUUUUUGCAAAAGAAGCCAGAGGAACAUUGCCCGGCUGUGAGGCAUGAAGGCCGCUCCCUGCAAGGCCCUUUCCACCUGGCCUAGGGGGCGGGGCCCACACUCACCCAGCCCUGCUGUGUUAAAUAUGUAUUCUGUAGUUGACCUCCUUUGUAAUGUUUUAUUUUGAACUCUUUAAGAUGAUAUUUUAGUUUUCUGUUAUGUUGCUUUGACUGUAUACUCUGUAUUUGACUUUUUUCAAAUUGUUUUAUUGAUUUAUUGAUUUAAUAUGCUGUAAACCGCUUUGAGAUUUUUCUUAAAAAUAUAAAGCAGUAUAGAAAUUAAUUAAUUGAUACAAAGGAUCACACUGCUAAACAGAAAACACUGUGGUUAAAUAGUUAUAUAAUUUGGUGCCAUUCUAUGUUUAUUACUGAUUAGUCUUUCAUUUCUAGGGACAUGUUUGGAGAAGACUGUGUAAGUGCUAAGAAAGAUAAUGUACUGAGCAUCACUGUGGAUGGAAAAACAGCAAAUCUUUCAUUGGAUACACGGGUAUUUAGAGCUACAUUUCAUGCUGAUGUAUUGUGUCUUGUGUAGCCGAUGAGAUUUAUGAUUAGGAAUGUAUGCAGCACCUCAGUAGGUUUUCUGAAAUCUAACAUCUAACCAUGCACUUUGGUGACCAUUGUCAGAAUAAAUUGUUCUUUUCAGAAGAUUUCCAAUUCAUUAUUGCAUUUCCACUUUCAACACUUAACCUUUUGGUUGAUCACACUUGCUAGAAGAUAGUGUGAAAUAGAAUGAUAGAGUGAUGUAGAAUUGUUUCUUAAAUUUCUGUCCACUUUCCAGCUAAAGCUCAUAAAGGAACUUGCAAUUAUUGUUAAUUUUAAAAAGUACUGUGUAUAAAUUAAAUACUCAGAAGGAUUACAGUAAAUUAUGUUUUGUAAGGAAUGCUGGAGAAUGCUGGGAGAAGUGGGGAGGGGAGGCAACUUUUGCUGAUUCCUCCUUCCCCCUGCAGUCCCUCUCUACUUCUCUCAAUAUAAGAGGAACAACCCAGCAGAUCUCCGGCAUUUCUUACAUCAGGAUGCUGCUGCUUUACGGCAAACAAUGUUCCCUGAUAGACAUUUUAUAUAGGUAUGAAAUAGUCAACCAAGCAUCAGUAAAUUCAGCAUUCAUGGCAUUCUUUACACCCACCUACCCAGUCAAAGUUCUUGAGACUGCGUGCUCUUAAAUGAAUUAAGAAUGAAUUGGACACAUUAUUGCUGGCAUAACACCUAGAAUUAAAGUCAAGCUUGCUUAAGGCUGUUAAACUCAAUGGUACUGACCAAGAGGCUACAUAAUUGUAUGGCUUUGGCUGAGAUCUAGAAAGCAAUUUAGGCUCAGAUGUAGGGGUUUGUGGUAGCCCUUUGAAAGUUUCGACCACAUUUCAAAAGCAGUUAGGGGAAUUUAAGUCUAAAUUUACAUUGGAUUCAUGGAAUGAGUUAUGUGGGUGGGUGUUUAGAUUUUUUAAAAAUUGUCUGGCUUCUAUGCAGAGUCUUCUCAAGAAGAUCUGAGAAAUAAAUUAGAGACUAGCAAAUUGAUUCUUAUUUUCUUCUCUUCUAGACUGUUGACCAUGAACCAGGAUGUGAAGAUGAUGAUGAAACUCUUCGGGAAAUGGUGGAGUUAGCUGCACAGCGACUCUACGAUGCCAUUACCCCUGUGCAAUAAACUGAUUGUCCAUUGUAUAUUUUGGGGCCUAUAGAAAAAUUGUUACAAAUCCGUUUAUUCUUGACGUGGUUUUUUAAAAAAUAAAUGUUCUUUAACAAAGUACGUUUACCUUUUUUCUUAGCCAUAAAACUGUUUUAGCCCCAAGUGAGCAGAUGGCAAUAGCAGACUUGUUGAUAUAAGAUGGAAAUGUAUUAUAGGAAGUGAGCCUUUUAAUAUGUUCUAAGAAGCAGAAAUAUGCAACCUCUUGUUUGUGUAAGAUAACAUCAUAUUGUUAGGGACAGCUCCUCUGUAACAAAGUAAUUGUGUUAUCUUUUAAAAAUAUAUUU
Messenger RNA from Podarcis lilfordi (Lilford's wall lizard), 16345 nucleotides. NCBI's taxonomy places the organism in Eukaryota, Metazoa, Chordata, Lepidosauria, Squamata, Lacertidae. The record is from the annotation of a GenBank genome assembly.